Chrysochloris asiatica (Cape golden mole) is the source of this 1956-nucleotide messenger RNA. It is a transcript of the gene EHD4, whose product is annotated as EH-domain containing 4. Gene Ontology annotation, cellular component: plasma membrane; cytoplasm. Gene Ontology annotation, molecular function: calcium ion binding; GTP binding; protein binding. The coding region runs from base 4 to 1629 and encodes 541 amino acids. The record is from RefSeq and is a predicted model, not a curated record. The transcript has 6 exons. Lineage: Eukaryota; Metazoa; Chordata; Mammalia; Afrosoricida; Chrysochloridae. Gene Ontology annotation, biological process: endocytosis; endosomal transport.
AGGAUGUUCAGCUGGAUGGGGCGGCAGGCGGGCGGGCGCGAGCGCUUGGGCGGCGCGGACGCGGUACAGACGGUGACGGGCGGUCUCCGCUCGCUCUACCUGCGCAAGGUGCUGCCGCUGGAGGAGGCGUACCGCUUCCACGAGUUCCACUCGCCCGCGCUUGAAGACGCCGACUUCGACAACAAGCCCAUGAUCCUGCUGGUGGGCCAGUACAGCACGGGCAAGACUACCUUCAUCAGGUACUUGCUAGAGCAAGAUUUCCCAGGCAUGCGGAUUGGCCCAGAGCCCACCACUGACUCCUUCAUCGCUGUGAUGUAUGGGGAGACUGAGGGCAGCACCCCGGGAAAUGCAUUGGUCGUGGACCCCAAAAAACCAUUCCGAAAACUUAGUCGCUUUGGAAAUGCUUUCCUGAAUCGAUUCAUGUGCUCCCAGCUGCCCAACCAGGUCCUGAAGAGCAUCAGCAUCAUUGACAGCCCCGGCAUCCUGUCUGGGGAGAAGCAGCGCAUCAGCCGAGGGUAUGACUUCUGCCAGGUCCUGCAGUGGUUCGCAGAACGGGUCGACAGGAUCAUCCUGCUCUUCGAUGCUCACAAACUGGACAUUUCGGAUGAGUUCUCAGAAGCCAUCAAGGCCUUCCGGGGCCAGGAUGACAAGAUCCGCGUGGUGCUCAACAAAGCCGACCAGGUGGACACGCAGCAGCUGAUGCGCGUCUACGGGGCCCUCAUGUGGUCACUGGGCAAGGUCAUCAACACACCUGAGGUGCUGCGCGUCUACAUCGGCUCCUUCUGGGCACAGCCCCUGCAGAACACCGACAACCGCAGGCUCUUCGAGGCUGAGGCCCAGGACCUCUUCCGGGACAUCCAGAGCCUCCCACAGAAAGCAGCUGUGCGCAAACUCAAUGACCUCAUCAAGAGAGCCAGGCUGGCCAAGGUACAUGCCUACAUCAUCAGUUACCUGAAGAAGGAAAUGCCAAGUGUAUUUGGAAAGGAAAACAAAAAGAGAGAACUUAUUAGCAGGUUACCAGAAAUCUACAUUCUGCUGCAACGAGAAUAUCAGAUUUCCGCAGGGGACUUCCCUGAGGUCAAGACCAUGCAGGAACAACUUGAGAACUAUGACUUCACCAAAUUCCACUCACUGAAGCCCAAGCUGAUCGAGGCUGUGGACAAUAUGUUGAGCAACAAGAUCUCAUCCCUGAUGAACCUCAUCAGCCAGGAGGAGAUAAGCAUGCCCACACAGCUGGUGCAAGGUGGUGCCUUCGAUGGCACAACAGAGGGCCCCUUCAACCAGGGCUACGGGGAGGGUGCCAAGGAAGGUGCUGAUGAGGAGGAGUGGGUCGUGUCCAAGGACAAGCCUGUCUAUGACGAGCUCUUCUACACGCUGUCACCUGUCAAUGGCAAGAUAACAGGCGUCAAUGCCAAAAAGGAGAUGGUGACCUCCAAGCUGCCCAACAGUGUCCUGGGCAAGAUCUGGAAGCUGGCCGACUGUGACUGUGAUGGCAUGCUGGAUGACGAGGAGUUUGCACUGGCCAAGCACCUCAUUAAGAUCAAGCUGGACGGCUACGAGCUGCCCAACAAUCUGCCCCCUCACCUCAUACCCCCCUCUCACAGGAAGUUCCUGCAGAAGGCCGACUGAAGGGUGGCCGACAAACGGGGUGGGCGGGGCGGCCUGGGAACCAGGGACCUGGACCUGAGGUCCACUCUAUCAUUAGCUAAGGACCCUGCCCAAAGCACUGCCCCUUCUGGCCUCAGCUUUCCCAUCUGUAGAAUGGAGAGGACAGGCACCGGACACAAGAUGGUCUCUAUGGUCCUUUCACCUCAAAAAUGCCCUGAGUUUCUAUUGCCAUGUGGGGAGGGUAACAAGAUUAAAGGUGGAGAAGAAUGGGAAAUUGUCCAAAGAGUGCUCAGAAACCUGGAGAGACAGCUGUGGAGUGGGGGCUGGCUUUGUGGAAUCCCAGGCACC